Messenger RNA from Lindgomyces ingoldianus, 1258 nucleotides. RefSeq lists its product as uncharacterized. Gene Ontology annotation, molecular function: metal ion binding. The transcript has 5 exons. NCBI's taxonomy places the organism in Eukaryota, Fungi, Ascomycota, Dothideomycetes, Pleosporales, Lindgomycetaceae. The coding region runs from base 85 to 1092 and encodes 335 amino acids. The record is from RefSeq and is a predicted model, not a curated record. Gene Ontology annotation, cellular component: nucleus.
CUUCGCGUCACCACAAACUGUUUAGAAAACUAGUAGUGGAACGUCGGCGGACACUAACUUGUGUGCAGACAAACAGUAACCAACAUGCUUCGCCCUCCACGACGCUUCCUCACUGAAGAGGAAAUGAAGGCCAUCCCAGCCGAGGAGAGAGCGGCCAUUAUCGCAGAAUGGUCCAGCUUUAACGCGCGCCUUCGCCUUCAGCAACAGCAACAAGAAGAAGCUGCGUGCGGUUCUUAUCGCGCUGGGCGAGGACGUGGUGGUAGGGGACGAGGCGGCCGAGGGUAUUACGGGUAUCACCCUUACGCAUCUGCGCAGCGCUUCUCUAAUCGAUCGGUAUCGUUCAACCCGCCAAAAACACCACCACCGCCUUCCCGGCUCGAUAUUACUCUGAAGAGUCCUGGAAAAUGUACUAAUAACCAGACCGCGCAGACUGAGCAAGAAGAGGUGGAGAAGAGCGCAGAGCCAUGCGCUGCGUUCACGGCAACAGGUGUUUGUAAGAAGGGCCCACGUUGUCCACACGCCCACGAUCCCGAAAAGACAGCGAUUUGCAAGCGUUAUCUAUACAAAGAUAACUGUGUCUACGGCGACGCCUGCCCAUUAUCGCAUGCCCCAUCACCACACCGCUCGCCAACCUGUACUCAUUUCCUAGAGCAUCGUUGCACCAAAGAGAACUGUCGUUACGCCCACGUGAACGUCAAUCCGGCUGCCCCAGUCUGUGAGGCUUUUGCGCGCCGAGGCUACUGUGAAAAAGGCGGUGCUUGUGCUGAACGACAUGCAUUCGAAUGCCCCGACUUCACGAACAAGGGUUCUUGUGAGGUAGAGGGUUGUCCCUUCCCUCAUGUAAUGCACGCCGGACGAUUGCGAAAGGCCGCAGGGAGUCACUCCACUUCUGAAGCAGGAUCACCACCAACCUCGAGUGCCCCAGAGAAACUCGAUGGUAACGAAAGCGCGGAGGAUGGUACCGAACAAUGCGUGGUGAAUGCCAAUUGCGACAUAGACCUGGGUGACGACUCAAACAACGGCAUAGAGGGUGCACAAAGCGAGCCUGGAACCCUCUCUCACCAGGCGGACUUUGUUCCAUUUGAGGCCUAAACUUUCGUGACCUCAACCUCCUUAGCCCUUCGAAGAGCAUCUACUUCUAGUAUUUCGGCGUUCCCGGUGGAUGGAAGAUACCCAAGGUAGAUGCUUUGUGUCUCACCUGUUUCCAGUGAAAUCAGCGACAUCCAGGCCCCACAGUUCUUGUCGCAAUCUAAUUUCC